AGGGCAGUCCCAGACCUCAUCCAGCACAGGUUGCCCUGGAUCCCCACAUGCACCACCGACACCUGCCAGCUGUUCCCAGUGCAGCAGUCAGAAGAGGCAGAAGUGGAUGUGAGAGACAGACACACACAGAGACACAGAGAGCGAAAGAGGGCAAGAGACUUGACUUUAAGAGACUCCUGCACUGACAACUCCAUGCAGUUCGGAACAAGAACGGCAGCGACCGACUCUGGUUUCAUGGGGACAUGGCAGAACACUGACACUAACCUCUUAUUCAGAAUGUCCCAACAGGCUAUCCGCUGUACACUGGUAAAUUGCACAUGUGAAUGUUUUCAGCCAGGGAAGAUAAACCUGAGAACCUGUGAUCAGUGUAAACAUGGCUGGGUGGCACAUGCCUUGGACAAGCUUAGCACUCAGCACCUCUACCACCCAACCCAAGUGGAGAUUGUGCAGUCCAAUGUUGUGUUUGACAUCAGCAGCCUGAUGCUCUACGGUACUCAGGCUGUGCCUGUGAGACUGAAGAUACUACUUGACCGACUCUUCAGUGUACUGAAGCAAGAGGAGGUGUUGCAUAUUCUACAUGGCUUAGGCUGGACACUGCGAGACUAUGUUCGAGGCUACAUCCUUCAGAUGUAG
This is a messenger RNA of Aquila chrysaetos chrysaetos, 633 nucleotides long. RefSeq names its product basonuclin 2 (gene BNC2). The transcript is spliced from 5 exons. The record is from RefSeq and is a predicted model, not a curated record. Gene Ontology annotation, biological process: regulation of DNA-templated transcription. NCBI's taxonomy places the organism in Eukaryota, Metazoa, Chordata, Aves, Accipitriformes, Accipitridae. Gene Ontology annotation, cellular component: nucleus. The coding region runs from base 193 to 633 and encodes 146 amino acids.